Messenger RNA from Mytilus trossulus (common blue mussel), 1264 nucleotides. RefSeq names its product microfibril-associated glycoprotein 4-like. Bases 106 to 1188 code for a protein of 360 amino acids. NCBI's taxonomy places the organism in Eukaryota, Metazoa, Mollusca, Bivalvia, Mytilida, Mytilidae. The record is from RefSeq and is a predicted model, not a curated record. The transcript has 7 exons.
GACGAUUUUGAAUGUCAACGUCCAAACGAUUUAACCAAAUUAGGAACACUGCAUCAUGGAAAAAGUCAAGAAAACAAUAUAUUACGCCGUGUUCAACGUGUCGGAAUGCAUGAGUGUGUAACAGAAUGCUUGGUGACGUCACAAUGCAUCGCAAUAAACUAUCGAAAAGACUGGAAGCUAUGUGAUCUACUCGGAGGUAUGCCUAGAGACAAACAGCUCAAUGAUGAGUCUAGAAGUACCUUUAGUAAAAUAUCAACAUGGCCAAAGUCCCUUGCCGGAAGAUGUGCAGACCAUACGUGUGAUGUUGGAAAAAAAUGUGGAAAAAAGCAAAAUGGUGGUUUAUCCUGUUUACCUGCUUAUUGCAAGGAAUCUGCUCCAGAUAUAAAAAAUGCAGCCUGCAUAGAAAAGUUUGGAAUGUAUAAAAAUCUAGGAACAGCCAACCUUUUUAAAUGUAAUUCAGGUUUUACCAUGAGAGGGAAUCCAUUUCUAGUAUGUAAAGACAAUGGGGAAUGGAAGAGUUUGUUUUGCUGCCUCCCAAAUAACAGAGUGCCACAAGAUUGUAAUGACAUACCAUCUGAUUGUACUUCUGGGAUCUAUAAAAUAAGUCCUGAAGGUAGGAGUGAGUUCGAUGUGUUCUGUGAUAUGGAAACAGCGGGCGGGGGGUGGACUGUGUUUCAGAGGAGACUAGAUAACUCAACGAAUUUCUAUAGGGGAUGGUCUACCUAUCAAAAGGGAUUUGGAAACCUGCAGCAGGAAUUUUGGCUAGGAAACAAAUUCAUCAACGAGAUAUCAUCUAGCGGUUAUUACAGACUUUACAUCGAACUUGAGGACUUUGAUGGAAAUAAAAAGAAUGCAGAGUAUGAUUUGUUUAGCGUUGGCAAUGAGGCUUCAAACUACAUCUUACGUGUUGGUGGAUACCGUGAAUCUAGUACUGCAGACGACAGUUUUUCAUAUCAUAACGGCAUGGAGUUCAGUACCUUUGACAAAGAUAAUGAUAAAUGGGAGGGUACUAGCUGUGCUAUAUUGCGAGAUGGUGCUUGGUGGUAUAAAACAUGUAUAGAGGCAAAUCUUAACGGGUUGUAUCUAGGAGGAAAGACAGAUAUAUUUGGUGAUGGAAUUGUUUGGAAAUCAUGGCACGGAAAAAAAUAUUCUCUUAAAUCUACAAAAAUGAUGAUAAAAAGGAACUAAAGAGCACAUUUCUUCCGCAAUGGAAAUAUUUUAUGUAUAUAUGAAUUAUUAGAAAAACACAAUACCAGCAGUGCAU